AUGUCUAUGCCUUUACACAAAGACCGACAUGGUAUUUCGAUAUCAUUUGGUACGAACUUUCUCGGUCCAUUCCUGUUUACGACGGAACUUCUUCCUCUUCUAAAGAAGACAGCCCGGGUGGCACCCGGAGUGCGGGUUGUCAAUAUCUCUUCUAGGGUCCACCUUGCCCUUCCUUCCGGAGUGCAAUUCAGCUCUCUAGAUGACUUCAACCGAGACUUUGGCUCCGAUGAUGACCAUCAAAGCAACCGUCUUCGCUAUGGUCUCUCUAAACUCGCCAUGGUGCUCUUUUCAAAGGAACUACAAAGACAGGCAGAUGAAGAGGGCCAAUUGAUGCUGUCCACGAGUAUGCAUCCUGGUGGUGUAAAGACCGACGGAGUUACAAGGUACUUUGGCGAGGGUAACGACCGACUCAAGGAUCUCUUGACACCUAUGGAUGGUGCUUUGACUCCGAUAUUUGCCGCUGCUCACCCGUUGCCCUUGAUCGAGAAGGAAAAAUACGGAGGAGUGUAUUUGGUGCCCUUUGGUAAACUUGGUGAAACUUCAGAGGAUGGGAGGAACGGACAGCUGGCAAAAGACUUGUGGAAUACAAGUGAACAGGUCCUAAAAGAUGUCCUGGCCGCAAGACUGUGA
Molecule: messenger RNA, 630 nt
Organism: Aspergillus alliaceus
Lineage: Eukaryota; Fungi; Ascomycota; Eurotiomycetes; Eurotiales; Aspergillaceae
Exons: 5
Coding region: 1-630 (209 amino acids)
Source: RefSeq, a predicted model, not a curated record